Strongylocentrotus purpuratus (purple sea urchin) is the source of this 1768-nucleotide messenger RNA. Its product is annotated as coiled-coil domain-containing protein 42 homolog. The record is from RefSeq and is a predicted model, not a curated record. NCBI's taxonomy places the organism in Eukaryota, Metazoa, Echinodermata, Echinoidea, Camarodonta, Strongylocentrotidae. Bases 142 to 1212 code for a protein of 356 amino acids. The transcript is spliced from 9 exons.
AGUUCAUUUGCAUACGUAAUUGAAUCUAGCGAACAGGUACAUGCAUGCAUAUGCAGUAUACAGCGAUAUCGCUGUUCUACGUGUGUAAAGGACAAUGCACCAAAGCCGAUGAAAACCAAAGUAGACUAGAAAUAAAUAAGGAUGGCGGCUUCCGAAACGACGAGUUUUCCCUAUAAACUGGAACUUGAGCCCCAGAAACAAAGUGUUUUUGUGACGCAGCUUGGAGAGCGAGGUGAUGAAGAAGAUGAUAACGUCAACAGAUAUCCCAUUGUUAAAGAGUCUGCAGGUAAGCUGAUAGAGAAUGGACUCAACACGUUACAGAAGACUCUGCUCCUGAAACGAGAAGUAGAGGUCGACGAUGUCACGCAAGAACUCCGCACCAAACGCAUCCAGUUCCAAAAGCGGAUGGAAGAGUGUGAGAAGAAGAGAGUGGACUUACAGAAAAAACAACAGUUGAUGAAGGACAGAGUGGAAAAGUUUGAUAAAUUCAUCUCAGAGACGGAAGCCAAGAGGAGAAGAGCGAUCCAUAAAUAUCAGCAGGAACUCAAAGUGAAAGAGCAGAAACAAUCAGAAUAUGAACUACUUCGUGAACAGUUGGAAGAGCUAAAAACAAGACACAACAAACUGAAUGAGAAGAUCAAGCAAUACAAAAAGUUUGAAGAAUUCCUCAUGAAAGUACUAGACAACAUUCCAGAAAACUACUUGGAAGUUAACGAUGACAUGUUGAGAAGCAUCAUGGACAGACAUCGGACGUUGAGCUUUACCAAUGAUUCCCUGGUCAACAGAGUCCAGUCCAUGUAUGACGAGGUGGACGAGAACAACCUUCACCUAGACGAGCUCAAGUACAAACACGAUCAAAGCAUACUGGUGAUCAACAAGGACCUAGCAGAGAUGCAGCAUUUGCAGGAGGAGAGGGUUGAUAUGAAUGCUGAGCUUGAGGAGGUGAUCUUCAAUGAUGCCUUCUCUUACAGAGACCAUAGUGAGACUUUGGGUAGGAUAAAAAUGGCAAUCAACAAUCUGGUGGAUAAGUGUCACAAGAAACAUGACGAGCCUCUCGAGACGUUAGGCUAUGAAGAGAAGCUUCACUUGAUCAUGAACUUUGUAGUUGAUAAGAUCCAUGUAGAGAGGAUGGCCAGGCAAGGUUUCGUUUUAUCAUCUGCAUCAUCUUCAGGCAAACGAGAGAGGACGAGAGCAAAACAAGAGCAAACAUGAGAGGUGCUCCCUUUCAGGUGACCCUUUGAAAAGACUACUUUAGAUAUCAAAGACACUUUGUGUAUGUCCGCUGAAAUUGGGAGAGUGUCUGCAUCAUUUUGUUUAUGUUGAAUGAACAAGUUAUGAUACGGGCUUAAUGUCAAGACCAGUGAUACAGAAGGGACAGUGUAUCAUUGGCAUCAGGAUUGGAGCAGUGAGAUCAAAAGAAGAUAUGAAGAGCAGAUGUCCAAAUGUAAGUGUUAAGUCAUCGUGGGCGGAGCAGAUAAUGUAAAUUUUGUAAGCAUGCAGUCGCAAUGUGUAUUACAUGCAUAUGAUGUUGUGUGUCUGUACUUACCAAGGGCACAAGCAUGUGAAUUCCCUUCCCAUCAAAUUAACAUUUCAUCUGCUAAUCUUCUUCUGGGUCUGUAACAAAACAAAUUUUGUGCUAACACCCUUCUGUUAGGCACAGAAUGAGGGGUCCCGAAAAUGGUCUGCCUUGUCUUAAAUGAAACUGCUGACAUUAAGUUUACUGGGAGAAUAGCGAAAUGGCUACUAGUAAACUAUGUAACAUAUGAUU